Messenger RNA from Cryptococcus amylolentus CBS 6039, 1063 nucleotides. RefSeq lists its product as hypothetical. The coding region runs from base 1 to 873 and encodes 290 amino acids. The record is from RefSeq and is a predicted model, not a curated record. The transcript is spliced from 3 exons. Lineage: Eukaryota; Fungi; Basidiomycota; Tremellomycetes; Tremellales; Cryptococcaceae.
AUGCCCGACAGUCCUUCUGGUUUUCAUGGUGAUGACGGCAGCCUGCCGCCCUCCUAUCAAGCAGCAAAUCCUGAGCGGGAGCUCCUUCCGCAUAUCUUGAGUACAAACCCAUUUUUCUUGUACUAUCCAAACGCAUAUCAUUUUGCUUUGGAAAAGUGCGUGCAGAGCGAAAAACCCCUUCAAAAGGUGCAAAGAAAGCCUCUCUCGUUUGAGCCGUAUACGCUCAGGAAUGGUCUCAAGAGCCACUACUUCACAGAGUUUGCGCACGAACAUAUCAAGAUCAGCCGGCAAGAGGCUUGUAAAGCAUGGCUGGCGUGUAUGGACAUGGUUCAUAUCCUCGAGUGGUUGAGUAAAGCGCCGCCCAAACUGGUAGCACAGAAGGCUCGGGCGAUUGACACAGAGGUCCCAAGUUGGGGUACUUUCUUCAAUGCUCCGACUAACGACUUCUCGAAGAAGUGGUGGAGGUUGCUCUUCCAAGAAUGGAGAAAUUGUACCGAAGGUGCUCGGGAACUUUCCAAGGUCCUUCAUGCUUUGUACUCAUGGGAAGAGAAAGGCUACAUGCCAGCUACUUGGGAGCAGCAUGCUCCAAACCUCAAUCUUUUCACGUCGUCCGACAGGACCAGUACUGCCCAUUUCUUCAGCUUGCUUGCAAAUGGGUUUGAAACUACACAGGCAUUGCGCCAGGCCGGUCAUCCAACCUCUGAAUCCCAUAUCGGAUAUGGCUGGAUCCUGCUGGUGAAACAUGUCACCAGAGACUCGCCGUUGUUCGCAGAGUGGCAUCAAUUGUUCGAGGACUGUACAAAGGAACUAAAUGGACAUGAGGCCAAACAUGACUUGCCUUCAAACCAGCUAGAGCUGGUCUAUGUGGAUUGAUAUGAAGGUUUCGUUGGUACGCGCGGGGAACACUCAGCCAUCACAUUUCAUCUCUCGCAGUGACUUUCUUUUAGAGCAGUAUCUCUUCUAUAUCAAUCCUCCAUCGAGUCUGAGAAAGGGGGGCACGUGGACGGGCCGGAUUUUCGUCCCCAACUGUCCAUUGGGGGCGUUUGGCGGAUUUGGACCGGAA